CUCGUCCCUAUCUCCGAGAGUCUCACCAACGACCCCCAGCAACUGAAUCUCCUCUCACUCUUUGAGCAUUCCCCCUCCUUCGCUUUUCCAUUUCUCAGGCUCAGCGAAAUGGCUGCCACCAUUACCCCCAAAGUCGAUGCCGUGAAGGCGCAGGCCGCUGCCCUUGACCCGACCAAGCCCACCGGUUUUGCGCUCUAUUCAAGAUUCGCCUUUGCCGGUGCCGUCUGCUGUUCCGUCACCCACGGCGCCCUCACACCCGUCGAUGUCGUCAAGACGAGGAUCCAGCUCGACCCUGUGACAUACAACCGUGGCCUCGUCGGAGGCUUCAGACAGGUCAUCGCGAACGAGGGCGCCGGCGCCAUCUGGACGGGUUUCGGGCCCACCGCCGCCGGAUACUUCCUCCAGGGCGCUUUCAAGUUCGGCGGGUACGAGUUCUUCAAGCAGCAGAGCAUCAACUUCCUUGGGUAUGAGGCCGCCUCGAACAAUCGCACCGCCGUCUAUCUCGCCUCGUCCGCCCUCGCCGAGUUCUUCGCCGACAUUGCCCUCUGUCCACUGGAGGCCACCCGCAUCCGUCUCGUCUCAGAGCCCACCUUCGCCAACGGUCUGAUCGGCGGCUUCGGUAAGAUCCUGAAAAAUGAAGGUGUCGGCGCUUUCUACUCCGGCUUCGGUCCUAUCCUCUUCAAGCAGGUCCCAUACACCAUGGCCAAGUUCGUCGUUUACGAGAAAGUCUCGGAGCUCGUCUACCGAUCAGUCGACAAGAGCAAGGCUUCCGGUGGCACCCAAACCGCAAUUAACCUUGGCUCCGGUCUCAUUGCUGGUUUCGCUGCUGCCAUCGUCUCCCAGCCUGCCGAUACCAUGCUUUCCAAGAUCAACAAGACCAAAGGCCUUCCAGGAGAGGGCACAACCAGUCGCUUAAUCAAGAUCGCAAAGGAUCUUGGUUUCCGUGGCAGCUACGCCGGUAUUGGCGCUCGUCUGUUCAUGGUCGGAACCUUGACCGCAGGUCAGUUCGCCAUCUACGGCGACAUCAAGAAGGCCUUAGGCGCCACUGGCGGCGUUGAGAUCGCCAAAUAGGUGAACCUCGGUUACCGGAUCUCGGGGACCUUGGUUGGCGGGGUGGAUCGGCGGAUGAUACCAAGACAGCCAUGAAGUUUGAGUCUCAGCCUUACAUCACGAACAAGGCUUUUCAAACGUCUAAUAACGGAAAAGUCGGGUCUGUCUUUGUGUUUCUUGCAUAUGGCGGGCAUGGUUUUAUAUUUUUUUGGUUUCCCUUUGAAGGGGGUUCCUGAUGAUUUGCGUUUGUCCUACGGCACGGCACACGCAAUCAGUUAUAGAGCUGGAAAUCUCCGCUGUUAGAUGGGACGGACGGACGGACGGGGAUUCUGUAACAGUACGAUCGAGCAUUGGAAGUCUUGCUGCAAAUAGAUGGC
This is a messenger RNA of Lindgomyces ingoldianus, 1427 nucleotides long. Its product is annotated as mitochondrial carrier. The transcript is spliced from 3 exons. The record is from RefSeq and is a predicted model, not a curated record. Gene Ontology annotation, cellular component: mitochondrial inner membrane. Lineage: Eukaryota; Fungi; Ascomycota; Dothideomycetes; Pleosporales; Lindgomycetaceae. Gene Ontology annotation, biological process: mitochondrial phosphate ion transmembrane transport. Gene Ontology annotation, molecular function: phosphate transmembrane transporter activity. The coding region runs from base 109 to 1071 and encodes 320 amino acids.